UGACUGUAACGAUGAUCGGCUUCAUCGUCCUUGAUGCUGUUGACGUAUCGAAGACUGGUAUUCAAUACUUCGGUUCCUUCCUAUUGUGUCUUGGGGCAUUCACACCUUCGACUAUCUUCCAUGUGUGGCAUAAUUCGAUGCAUCUGACGUCGGACGUGCUUUCCAUACGGCACUCAUGACAUUCUUUGCAAACUCUUCUGGUCUUAUUGCCUCCAACAUCUUCAUGGCGAAAGAAGAGCCCUACUACAACACCGCCCUCAUAGUCAACUUUAGCUUCCUCGCUGUGGGAAUAAGCCUGAUUCUCAGCUUGCGUACGUAUAUGAUGGUUGACAAUAGGCGGAGGAACACGG
Desarmillaria tabescens is the source of this 350-nucleotide messenger RNA. RefSeq lists its product as uncharacterized. The record is from RefSeq and is a predicted model, not a curated record. The coding region runs from base 12 to 179 and encodes 55 amino acids. Lineage: Eukaryota; Fungi; Basidiomycota; Agaricomycetes; Agaricales; Physalacriaceae. The transcript is spliced from 4 exons.